Messenger RNA from Ochotona princeps (American pika), 860 nucleotides. RefSeq names its product transmembrane protein 18 (gene TMEM18). Bases 118 to 528 code for a protein of 136 amino acids. The transcript has 6 exons. Gene Ontology annotation, cellular component: nuclear membrane. The record is from RefSeq and is a predicted model, not a curated record. Lineage: Eukaryota; Metazoa; Chordata; Mammalia; Lagomorpha; Ochotonidae.
AUCGCGAGAAGUACUCCCGUGGCCGUCGGCGGCCCGUCGUUUUCUCGCGAGAAGACGGGACCGCGUUCUUCCUGGUGAGGCCGGCGGGCAGUGUGGAGGGCGGGCUUGUGGCGAGCCAUGCCGUCGGCGUUCUCCGUCAGCUCCUUCCCCGUCAGCAUCCCCGCUGUGAUCACGCAGACAGACUGGACAGAGCCAUGGCUCUUGGGGCUCCUCCUCUUCCACCUGCUCUGCCUGCUGCUCACCUGCUGCUCCUCCCAGAGUUACAACCUGCAGGUCGGACAUUUCCUGUGUCUUGUGAUCCUGGUCUACUGUGCUGAGUACAUCAAUGAAGUGGCAGCGAUGAACUGGAGGUUAUUUUCCAAGUACCAGUACUUUGAUUCCAGGGGCAUGUUCAUCUCGGUGGUGUUCUCUGCACCGCUGCUGCUCAACGCCAUGAUCAUCGUGGUCCUGUGGGUCCGGAAGACUCUGAGUGUGAUGGCCGACCUGAGGAGCCUGCGCGAGAGGAGGAGGAAGAGGAAGGUGGAAUGAGGAAGUGCUCCACUGAUAGGAGCCAGGGACACCACAUGGCUGACAGCGGCCUGGGCACCAUCCCAUGUCCUGUGAUCCCCCAAGGACCAGGCACCAUGUGGUUAAUGGGGGGCAAGGCCCUUCUUGCCCACCAGGUUCCCAACCACCACCUCCAGCGACUCCUGAUUGGUCCAGUGACCUAUUGCCAAUUUAUGGUUAGUUAGGGUCAGCGUAAGAGGCUUUUUCUACUAAGCAAAUUGUUCUUUAAUUAAAAAAUAUGCAGAUGAAUGCAUCUAGAUUUAAAAGACUGGAAGUUGACAGUUUUAUGGAAUACAAAAUUUCCUUGAAGUCCA